UACGUAUCGUCCAUUGGCACACCCGCUAUCGAUCAGUCGCGUGGCAGCCCGCCGUGUCAUGGAGGAUCUCCUGCAGCAGAUCAUCAGGGAGUCGAACAAUGCGAAAUUACAAAAUUUACGGAAAUCGGCGCAGGAAGCGUACGAUUUCUUGGGUAAACAGCAAGGUUUAUUGCGGGAUCCACCGCACGAAUUACGAGCGAAAUGCUUACACGCGCUUCAGCUAGCGCUCGAAACGAAGAGAAGCAAGUUCGUCGCUUUUGGCCUAUCGGGAUUACAUAAGAUGUUGAGGGACGAUAGAUUUCAAUCUCCAUACGAGCCAGAAGAUGAUUCUUUAUGGUUGCCAGCACAAAUGUUACAUGCAAUGAGCUCGAUGCUUUCGCAAUCGGAUGAUACUCAAACGGAUAUGCUCAAAGUUUUACUUCAAGUUGCAUGUUCCCCAUAUUGGACAAUGAAUGGUCGUUUGAUCAUUGCGAUCCUUACGACCUGUAGCGAAGCUUUCGAAAAUGGAAAUCAAGCUGUUCGUACUGCGGCACAAGCUGCAACUAGUCAAACCUUACGAUCCUUCUGUUUGUUUCUAGACGAGGAAUGUCAGGAGAUGGACGAGAAUGCGAAACGAAAUAAAAAUGUACGCGAACGUGGUGUGUCCUGCUUUAACGAGGCCUUGCCGAUUCUUCAAUAUAUUUGUAGUAAACUGGACGAAGCUCAAAAUAACGCAAGAAACGGUAGUACGGUAGUGUUUCUCUUGGAAUGUCUUCAUACCUUGAUAUCGUCGCUACCACAGAAGAUUCAUACAAACGCACAUUUCACUACCUUUCUAUGGCAAAAAUUUUGUCCAGCUUUAAUAGCUUUUCUAGGAACACCUAGAGUAGACAAAACUUUUACAUCAAGAGAGGGUAAGGAAACCGAAGUUGGUAGAGGAUCAGGUUAUCUUGCUACAUCUUUGAGUUUUGACAGUCAUCAAGCAAAAACUGUGUACAGCAUUGGAACGGAACUUGUAAGACUAGUAGGGUGUGUAGGUCCUCUGAGACCAGUGUUAGAAUCUGUUUUCCACAGAAUGUUAUUGUAUCCUCCACCUCAGCAACGUUUAGAACCCUUGAAAGCAUUGAAAGAAUUAUUACAUAGUCCUAGUCGUAUGGUCGACUUUGCUGGUCCUUUGCUUGUCGAGGAAGAUCGUUCGAGUCAUAUACAAAGCGAUAUGGCAUUAAUGAGACUAGCAAUGGAUUCGAUCGAAGAAUCAACCACAGGAGGAUUGUCUAUAUUGCAUGCCAGUGUCUCUUGCGUAGUCGCAAUGCUUUCGGCACUUCAAGAACUUUGUGAGGGCAAGGCUAUUAAUCAUAAUUACACUUGCACGAUCAAUAGCUUGUACGAGGAUUUGGAAUCUUGUGAUUACCGUGGACCUCUGACCUAUCAGAGUAUGGCGAGAUUGCCAAAAACUUAUAGGGAACAAUUAGAGCUAAUGAAGAAAGGUAUAGGUUCGGAUUCAGAUUCGUCAGGUCAUGGACCAUCUGAAGACGGUGAUUCAACGGAUACUGAAGGUCCUCAAAAUGAAUCGGAUGAGGUGCACGAGGAGAACAGUCUUGAUGAUAAUGAUUAUGCUAUCGAGAAUGAAAGGGAAAGACUUAGAUUAGAAAAGUUACCGAAAUGUCUUCACGUAGGUCGACAAGUUGCUGAUGAGUGCAAUGUUGACGUAGAAAGACAUAAUGCAAGACGAUUUGUCAAAACGUUACGAAGCGAUCUAAUACCGAUGGUGCUAACGCUUAGGAGUAAUAUUGAAGUUGAUGAAGCUUUGCAAAAUUUUGCUUCGGAAUAUUGUCAAGAAGUAUUUGCAGCUCAACAAAAAAUACAAGAACGAACAGAGUCUAGUACAGAUUCCUGCGCAUUAAUUACGAUCAUGAAUGCCGAUGGAAUUUAUUUGGCAACUUACGCGGCAUUGCUGCUUAAUCUCAAACUCAUUAGAAUGAAUUAUUAUAAUGAAGAUAGUCGUCAAGUACCGAUCAGCGAGGAACAAUUCGUCGAAGAGGUACACGGUUCUGGUGUAUUAGUUUAUUUAUCAGCUACUUGGCUCUCAGAAUUAUAUCAACAAGUGCUCGCUUGUAAUUUGCUUGAAAAAUGUGGAUACAAUCCAAACUCAACUGAAAACAGUGCAUUAGUGAACGUUCUCACUGACGUCGAUGGUAUUCCUGGUAGUCAAAGAGGAGGACAACUUUUGUCGGAUUAUAUAAGAUUAGAAAAAGCUCAACUUUCUCGAAGCGAACCGACUCCCGAAGCUGAAGCUGGUGCAAAACUUUCUAGACGUGUACUUACUUGUUGUUGGGGAAGUAUGAUGGCUGUUCUUUCAACUGGGCUUAAUCCUCCAAAGGAAGAAAAUAAUAAAGGGAUUUUGAAUAGAGAUGGUGGGAGGAGAGAAAUAAGGGAUACGGUAGUGUUGUCUUUGGAAGGCCUUCACAAAGCAGCGACUUUGAGCAAUAUUUUAGGCUUGCAAAAUCGAUGCGGAUCUAUUUUUGCUCUAUUAGCGAAGGCUGCGUGUACAGAACAAUCCAUAUCAAAGAUAACUCGUACGAAAGAUGUUCUUCGAUUGAAAUUACAAAACAGGGCAACAAAUCUUCACACUUCACACGCUUUGAGCAUGGAUGUUCUUUUAGGUAGAGGACUGGAACUUGGUAGUCAUGGUAGUGACUGUUGGCCUCAUGUUUUUACGUGCUGUUUGUAUGUGAGUAAAUUAGAACACGAUUUCUUUGGUCGAAAUCAAAAUCCAUCCCUUCCUAAGAUCCAUCAAAAGAAGGAAAAAAAAGAAUCUGCGAAUGGUGAUGUUAAAGGUAGCCAAGAUAGAUUACGACUCAAUUUUAAUAUUGUUGAUGAGGAAGAAACUUGCGUUGAUGUAUAUAGUUUUCUAUCAAGUCCUUAUACCCAAAAUCCAAGUUCAGACACGAUACCAGAAAUCAUUCAAGAAUCGAAUGCCGAUAAUCAAUUCAAUGGCAUUUUACCAGUGGAUUAUGCGGCCAAGAUAAUUUGUGUUCUCUCUCAACAAGUGGACAGAUUGUUCGAAGAUGCAGCUUUAAAAUUAAAUCUUAAAGCUCUUUGUCUAUUCCUUACAGCACUUUGUAGAGCGAGUAAAGCACAAUUGUUUAAAACCACUGAUGGUUUUAAAGACAGCAAAAGAUUUUGGUGGAGAAGAAGCAAACCAAGGGAGAACGAAUUAAACGUAUUGCUGUUAACACGAUUAGGGGAAGUUAUGUUAAAGUGUGUUAAAAGUGGAAGGCCUUUGAUUCAUAUAAUGAGAGUUUGGAGUAUUUUGGGUCCUCAUUUCAUGGAAGCAGCCUGUCACAAAGAUCGUAGUAUCUCAAAAAAGGCGGUACAAUGUAUUCACGAUUCGAUGGCUGCUUUGUUAAACGAACAAAUAGAACUACCACAUUUUCAUUUCAACGAGGCUCUUUUUAAGCCCUUUGAAAAUCUGCUCUGUUUAGAACUUUGUGACGGCGAUGUCCAAGAUCAGAUCGUUAGCUGUAUUUGCGAAUUCGUGGAGACCAAUCGAACGGAGAUACGUUCAGGAUGGCGACCGUUGUUCGGUGCACUUCGAGUCGCAUCGGUUGGUAAUUCGGAAUCUGUGGAGUCUGCACCACUCUUAGAAGUCUUCAGGGUUUUUCUAUCGACUGACAAUACUUUAGUAUUCGCGAAUGCAGCAUUGGAUUGCAUACUUUGUCUUCUUAGACACGUUAGAGGUAUCGGAGAUAACGAGGCUCAUCAGGACGAACAGGAUCAAAUCGACGUCGCGGAAUCUCGACGAAUGAGGCUCUGCGUGGAGAGUUUGAAGUAUCUGUUGAGUUGCAGCGACAUAUUGGCAUCGAUGUAUCGUAUGCCAGCUUGUCCGAUCUUUCAUUCGGCUCAGAGAAUUCAAGUCUCGACGAUUCCCCAAUACGUAGACUCGACGAUUCCUAAUAUGGAAAUGCCAAGGUUUGACAUAGACUCCGACUCGAUGAUGCAAGGAAUUAUUUCCGAAAAAUCUUACGAAAUACUUUCAUCUUUACCCGGAAAUGAAUCUUACAACAGCAUGACAUUGCAAAGUAUGGACAAGCCAAGCGGGAUUCUUCGAGUAUGGUACAUUCUUAUCGAGGGUCUAGCUAGUGCUACGAUGAUAUGUCCUAGACGUUAUCAACCGCAUACUUUGGAGACAUUGUUCCAUCUUUUACGCGACAUUCUCAACGUACCUGGGGCAUCUUUCGGACUCUAUUGCGUGAACCAUUUACUCUUACCGAUGGUACAGAAUUGGUUAAGGAAAACUUCAAAGAUCUUCAGGGGUUGGGAUAACUUCGCACCAAAUUUCAAACAGUGUUGCGGCCUCACUACCGAUUUAGUAGUCGACUAUUUGACACACCUGCAAGGUCCCGAAGUCGUUAGAAACGACACCUAUUUGCCAGCUACGACGUUGAUGUUGAAACAGCUUUUACUGGUAAUGGGGGAAUGCGUCGUUCAACCCACAGAGAGCAUAGCCCGUCUCGGUUGCGCUUGCAUCAGACACGUUUUGGUAAGCAGCGGUCCGAUACUCACUUCUGAACAAUGGGAGGUCUGCGGUGUAGCUUGCUACCGUGCCUGUUCAAAUUCGCUUCAAGAGUUACGCCUGUUGACCAUGGCUUUCUCACCAAGAUCGGAAUCUUUCUACGGUGACAUCGCACAGGUGAAGGUCGCUGCCCGUCGGGAUGCAACGCCCGAGGAAACCGAAAGAUUACGGCAGCUUGCUGCUCAGGUGUUCCUCCUGGAGGAACAGCGUGCUGAAGAUAACUCAAGGUCACCCGAUGAGAGAUCGUACGUCUUCCUCGUGUAUCCACCAGCCGUGGGUGCCACUCUUAAUCCCGAUCUAUUCAUCGUCAGGAUUCAAUUACGUGCUUUGGUGGUUGGUCUUUUGGUUCACCAAAUGCUACUGCACUGUGUCGCCUGUGUUCUUCUUCAGGGUGCUAAUCCUUCGAUUUCGAGCUUAUCGCACGUGAUCCCACAUGCAACAGCAUCGGUCUCUUAUAAAUCAUCCGAGGCUAUUAACCCUUCCUACAUGAAUUCACGACACAUCGAGAUUUUUCUAUCAGCGUUGGAUCUAUCCUACGCCGCAGCCUUGAAAUUCGAUUGUCGACCUGGCUUGAAAUUCUUAGUCCAGAAGGUAGCUGAUCUCGAACAACCUGCGAAUCUCUAUCGACAAGCUGGAGCUGCUUGGACCAUUAAGUUCAUCACCCUGUUUGAAUUGUUUCUUCGUGAGGCCGACGAAACUGUAUUGGAUCUCGACUACGUUAAAAAUUUUCUAUCCAAUGGUAGUAAAAAUGACGAUGAGUCCGACUCGAAGUAUCAGAAGAUAAAGAAAUAUCUGAGACAGAUUCAAUCGACUUUUGAGGAACUUUGCGACAUGUACGUGGAGGUAGUUCGCGAUCACGAUGGAAAAUAUACAAAAGCUGACAGUUUCGCUGAAAGGAAGAUAUUUCUUUUGGUUGCACAACCUGACGAUUAUCCUGAAAUCACGAGGAAGGAACCGAUUCAUGACAGAGUUAUUACGAGCACACCAGCAUCUACGGAAUUACGUGUGCAUAAUCCCUUGAUAAACAGGGAUGAGGAUCAGGUCAACGAUGUCGAAGAAAACGAAGAUCCAGAGGAUCUCGAAGAUCCGGAAGUUUAUAAUCCUAGUUUGGACGACGAAAGUGGCUUGGAGGAACUUGGACCGGAAUGUGAAAAUGAUCUUAGGCCUUUCAGACUGUCGGACUUGGCAGCUGAAUAUUCAACGGACUCUGGUCCUCAGUCAGAGCCUGAAACGGAUGAUUCUAGGCCAGCUUCCAGACUAGGUUCUGUAACGGAAAGGAUAGUAUACUUCGAUCGAUCCGGAGGUACCUCCAGUGAAGGUUACGUCGAUGCCAAACUCGUAGCUAUGACACCAGCGCCUCCAGAAAUGAUAAACAGCCAAAACCAAUUGUAUCCUCUUUGGAGAACGACUUCGUCACCCGAUACUUCUGGCAUAUCCGCACCCGAAGUCAAAUUACCGAGUAGCAACGCGACCUUGAACGAUGCUAUCGAGUAUGAGAAACCAUCUAUCCAACGACGAAAAAGCGAGGCUUCUUUACUCUCUAAAAGAACGUCCCUCAAAUUCAUAAUGACCGCUGAUCUUGAAAAUUUCAACGAUCUCGUCAGCUUCGAUCCUACAAAUUUACGUUCGAAAUCAGUGAUGGAGUUACGAAGAACCCGAGAUUCGUCGGUUCCCCAAUCUCCUAAGAUCAUUCACGAGACAUCGAUUUCUUGCGAUUCGAAGGACGAAGACGACGACGAGUCGAUCGAUCAUUCUUAUAAAAAUUUUAACAAUAUCGACGAACUUUUGCGCGAUUACGAACGUAGCAAACGAGGAUUUAGAACUAAUCCGUUUUUAAAGGACGAGGAAGACGAUGUCGAUAAUUUUCUCGACGAUCGACAAUCUGUUAAUCGUGAGAUUGAAUUUAGAAAAAAGACUAACGUUAGCAAGGACAGCGAGGCUCAUAGGAAAGCUUGGGCGGAAACUUUGAGUACGGCACUCGAAUGGAUUUUAGCGUUACCGGACGAACGGUUGGCGCCGUUACUUCCGGUUCUGGUGCGUGGCGUCAGGAUUCUUACCAGGCAUGCUAUCGAUCAGAUCUUGAAACAACGACUUUCAUCUCUCUUUCACCGUAUCGCUGUAUUUUACGGACUGACCAACAACUAGGAACAGCUACAGCUCAUCUGGGAGCAAAUGUUUUUUUCUAUGGCCCAUUAAGAACUUCCCAAGGAGCAUAUUCUGGAUGAGCUACAAUUUUUUUUCGGGAGAAAAAGAAAGAGAGAAAGAGAGAAAAAGAUACAGAAAGAAGAAUAGGAGAGAGAGAGAGAGAGAGAGAGAGAGAGAGAGAGAGAGAGAGAGAGAGAGAGAGAAAACAUUAUGUAUUAGAAAUGAACGAACGUAUGUGACAACGAAAGGAAGUAUUAGAAGAUUCGUUCCUCUUAAAUUUCCAAUUGCUUUAUCAUUACUUUGGAUUGCAUAGAAAUUAAAAAGGUCAUGGAUAUCUUCUUCUUAUUUGUUUUUACGAGAAAUUUUUCUGUUCGUUAAAAGAAAAUGAAACAAAAAGAGAGAGUGAGAUAGAGAGAGAGAGAGAGAGAGAGAGAGAGAGCUAUAGGAAUAGAAUGAAAUCUAAAAUCAAGAUAGAAAUUUAUAAAUUAGUUAAAUAUACAUAUAUACGAAUAAUUCGUAAUAGAUUGAAACAACUAUCGAGUCGCUUUAUUCAGGACGAUAGAUAAUAAUGGUGUCCGUGAUUUCUGAUCGACAACUAGCAAUGAACGACCGAUAGCAGUUUCUCGUUACUUUUCUCGGUCAUAGAAAGACGGUGUCCUGUUUCCUGACACGAAUCUAAGCCCUAUCUCUAUUUCGUCAUACGUUUGAACCACCAUCAACGUAAGACAAGAAAGAGAAAGAGAGAGAGAGAGAGAGAGAGAGAGAGAGAGAGAGAGAGAGAGAGAGAGAGAGAGAGUGAGUGAGUGAGAGAAAGAGAGAGAGAGAGAGAGAGAAAGAAAGAGAAAAGAAUUUUAUUUACGAUUUACUUCGCACGCACAUCUCGAUUCUCCUUUUAUGCUCCUUGCGCUUAACUGUAGUUUGCGGUCCAGUCGCAGCCAGCUAUGCUGUUGUUGUACGUACAUAAUACAUACGUUGUAUCUUUUUCCACAUCCAACGCAUAAGAAGACAAACAUAAGUGCGACGAAUCCGCGCCAGCAAGUGUUUGACAGAAAACGUUCGAGUACGUACUUAAAACGAGCCAUUUCAAUGUAUUUUUUUCAUCUUCUUUUUUUCUUUCUCUUCUUCUUUUUCUUUUUCUUUUCCUUCUCCGUUGCUUCUUCUCCUAUAGUCUCCUCUCUCUUCUCUUGUUAAUUUAUUAAUUUAUUUAUUUAUUUAUUUAUUUAUUUACUUAUUUACCUAUUUUUUUUACUUAUCGUUUUGUUUAUUUAUUUAUUACACUUUUAAAGAAUAUCUUUUGUAAUAUUAUUUAGAUGUAUUUAUACCUUCCCUCGUUUCGUUGAUAAAAAUGAAGAGAGUUUUUAGAGUAGGUACGGCCUAUUUGGAGCAAAUCCAAAUUAGAACUAGAACGAACUAGAAAGGAGAAGGAAAAUUAGUAGAAGCGUAUUAUUUGAUGUGAUGCGACGAUGAAAAGGAAAAAAGAAAAAAGAAAAAAAGAAAAAACAAAAAGACAAGAAAAGACAAGAAAAGAAAAGAAAAAAAUUUUAAAGAACUACGCGACAGCUUUUUAAAUAUAAAGAUUCGCGAUAAAUAAAUAGUUUCUUCUAUUAGAAGCUCCAGAAGAAAAAAAAAAAAAAUACAUUUUACGUGCUCCCAAUGCGUCGUAACUAUUCCUGUUAAUUUACACCUAGCGUUAUCAUGUUUUAUUGUAAAUAGUCUAAACGUUAUAAGAGAUGAAAAUUGAGAAGGGACUAAUAUACGAUCGACGUUUGGCAAUGUCUCGUCCGUCUUUUAAAGUUUAACUGUACGUUUUGAAAUUAAAAAUUAUUUAUUAUUUUUCUACGUAUCCAAUUUAUCGACCACACGCGUUGCUUCUAAAUUAGAGAGUACGGAGGAUUACCAAACGACGAUUUGCUAUUCGUAUUAAGAAGAAAAGAAUAAUAAAGAAUAAAAAAUCAACUCACUAUUAAUGUGAAUGUACGGUACAUGUUAUAAAUGUUUGUUGAUCGUUAGAUCGUUUAACGAAAGGAGCAAAAGUUUCGAUAAUACGAUAAUUGAUAAUAAAACGUGCCUAUGUAUUCUCCCGUUUUUUCAAUGUGUCCAAUCCAUCGUGUGUAUAUAUAUAUAUAUAUACACAUAUGUAUAUGUAUAUAUGUACGUACGUAUGUAUGUGUGUAUAAAUAUACAAAGAGAAAGAGAAAUAUAAAGAACGGUAUACGAAGAAAACUGAUACACAAGCGUAUGCACACGAACACACACAUACACACACACAUACACACACACAUACACAAUACAUAACUCACAUUCACACAUACCUGAUAACUUGACUUCGUCUGUGGUUAUGCAACAGUAUUCUAAACUAAAUUUAUCAUAAUCAAAAUUGUGUAAAAGAGAACGUUCAAGCAAGCAAGCAAGCAAGCAAGCAAGCAAGGAACAACUGCGACUGUACGUGAGAAGAAAUAAAUACGGUGAGAAGAAAAUUCGA
Messenger RNA from Vespula vulgaris, 9182 nucleotides. Its product is annotated as brefeldin A-inhibited guanine nucleotide-exchange protein 3. Gene Ontology annotation, biological process: regulation of ARF protein signal transduction. Gene Ontology annotation, molecular function: guanyl-nucleotide exchange factor activity. The record is from RefSeq and is a predicted model, not a curated record. The transcript is spliced from 22 exons. NCBI's taxonomy places the organism in Eukaryota, Metazoa, Arthropoda, Insecta, Hymenoptera, Vespidae. The coding region runs from base 59 to 6700 and encodes 2213 amino acids.